GAUGUUGAAGUUACAUAUGAAGAUCAAAUGAAGAUAAAUUCAUUUGCAAGAAACAAUGCUUCACUGCAAGAUCUAAAAGAAGAACUUGAUUUGAAAAAAAAAAGUCUGCAAAAUCUAGAAGAUGCUGAAUCAGAUGUUUUGAUGAUGGAUGAUUCAGAGGAAACAAAUAUACCUUACCAAAUUGGUGAAUUUUUUGUCUGUUGCAACCAGUCUGAUGUUUUAUUAUACAUUGAAAAAGAAAAAGCUGAUCUAGAUAAAGAUAUAAAAGAAAUGGAAAAUAAAGCAGAUAAUUUUAGAAAAAUUUUGGCUGAUCUCAAAGUUCAGUUGUAUGCCAAAUUUGGUACAAAUAUUAAUUUGGAAGCUGAAGAUGAAUAA
This is a messenger RNA of Helobdella robusta, 375 nucleotides long. RefSeq lists its product as hypothetical. Gene Ontology annotation, cellular component: prefoldin complex; cytoplasm. The transcript is spliced from 3 exons. Gene Ontology annotation, biological process: protein folding. The record is from RefSeq and is a predicted model, not a curated record. Lineage: Eukaryota; Metazoa; Annelida; Clitellata; Rhynchobdellida; Glossiphoniidae. The annotation marks the transcript as partial.